AUGUCCCUAUUGCGCGAAGCUGAGAAAUGUGUCGCUAACCAAUACACACAUGGUAUCAAUGCAUUCAUAACACCGCUAUCACGCACGGGGCCAUGGCUGGACCGCGUGAAGGAAGCAGAUGCGCGCAAGGAAUCAGGCAAGCCUAAAUCCGCCGUCGAUGGCCGUUUGAUCUCUAUCAAAGAUAAUAUCUGCACACGCGACAUGCCAACAACAUGUGCAUCAGGUAUCCUGGAUAAAUUCAUGAGUCCGUUCAAUGCUAGCGUUGUCGACGAAUUGGAGAAUGCCGGUGCAAUCGUUGCUGGGAAAACAAAUCUGGAUGAGUUUGGAAUGGGAUCCAAUUCGAUCAACUCGCAUUUUGGUGCUGUUAAGAACCCGCGUCGUGAUGGGAGUGGGGAGCACCUCUCUGCUGGUGGGAGCUCCGGUGGAAGUGCUGCUUCGGUUGCCGCCGAUCAAUGCUAUGCCUCGCUGGGUACAGACACUGGAGGCUCCGUCAGACUUCCGGCUGCGUACACCGGAACAGUGGGCUUCAAGCCAUCAUACGGCAUGAUCUCACGGUGGGGUGUGGUAGCGUAUGCCAAUUCCCUGGAUACAGUUGGUAUUCUGAGCAAAACCACCGCUAGUGUACGGGAUAUCUUCGGUCUCCUGAACAAGCACGACCAGCGCGACCCAACCAACUUAUCCAUUCAAUCUCGCGCACGCAUCAAUGCGUAUCACCAAACCCCACGCCUCGCCUCACGACUAACAUCAGCGCCCCUCCGAAUCGGCGUACCAAUUGAAUAUAAUGUGUCCGAACUAACACCGUCGGUCCGGCGAGCAUGGAUUCUAUCUCUAGCCCACCUCCAGAAACAAGGCCAUACAAUUCACCCAGUCUCUCUACCUGCCACAAGACACGCCCUCUCGGCAUACUACAUCCUAGCGCCAGGCGAAGCAUCCUCAAAUCUAGCAAAAUACGAUGGUGUCCGCUACGGCACUCGCGCCGAAGGCCCAGACGGCGACGGCAAGCCAGAAGGGUAUCUCUACGCCAACACGCGCGGGCAGGGAUUCGGAACCGAAGUCCAGAGGCGAAUUGUGCUAGGCACGUUUUCUCUCAGCGCCGAUGAGAUGGACAACUACUUCAUCCAAGCCCAGCGUGUUCGGCGUCUUGUUCAGCAUGAUUUCGACUCUGUUUUUUCCGCUCAACAUCCGCUGCAUGUGACUGCUUCUCGGGAUGCACAGGACGAUUCGGAAACGCACCCUGAUGUGGAUGUUUUGAUAUGUCCUACCGCGCCUUCUUCCCCGCCGCGCUUGUCGGAUUUGAUGGAUCCUAAGAAGAAAUCUUCUCUUGAUGCCUAUGUCACUGAUGUAUUUACCGUUCCGGCCAGCCUGGCUGGUCUACCUGCCGUUUCGGUGCCUGUCACCGUACCUGGGCAGGGAGAUGAGGCGGAGAUGGCGGGUAUUCAGGUUGUUGGCCAGUAUGGAGAUGAUGAAUUGGUUAUGAAUGUGGGAGAGAUGUUGGAAGGGAGGCGUUUUGAUGAGGCAUCGUGA
This is a messenger RNA of Penicillium nucicola, 1524 nucleotides long. RefSeq names its product glutamyl-tRNA(Gln) amidotransferase subunit HER2. The record is from RefSeq and is a predicted model, not a curated record. Gene Ontology annotation, molecular function: glutaminyl-tRNA synthase (glutamine-hydrolyzing) activity. The transcript is spliced from 4 exons. Lineage: Eukaryota; Fungi; Ascomycota; Eurotiomycetes; Eurotiales; Aspergillaceae. The coding region runs from base 1 to 1524 and encodes 507 amino acids. Gene Ontology annotation, biological process: mitochondrial translation; glutaminyl-tRNAGln biosynthesis via transamidation. Gene Ontology annotation, cellular component: mitochondrion; glutamyl-tRNA(Gln) amidotransferase complex.